Molecule: messenger RNA, 2255 nt
Organism: Lampris incognitus (smalleye Pacific opah)
Lineage: Eukaryota; Metazoa; Chordata; Actinopteri; Lampriformes; Lampridae
Product: arginyl-tRNA--protein transferase 1
Exons: 12
Coding region: 58-1530 (490 amino acids)
Biological process (GO): protein arginylation
Cellular component (GO): cytoplasm
Molecular function (GO): arginyl-tRNA--protein transferase activity
Source: RefSeq, a predicted model, not a curated record
CCGACGCAGUCCGCCCCCUCCCGCCGCCGGCUAGCUCAGCUGUGAUCGACGCAGAAUAUGGCAGGGAACAGCUCGUACACCAUCGUGGAAUAUUUCGGAGGGGAUGACGGUUACCGUUGUGGUUACUGUAAAAAUGAAAAGGGCAACUUCUCUCAUGGGAUGUGGUCCCAUACCAUGACGGUGCAAGACUACCAGGACCUCGUAGACCGAGGAUGGAGAAGAAGUGGGAAAUAUGUCUAUAAGCCAAUAAUGAACAAGACAUGCUGUCCACAGUACACCAUCAGAUGCCAUGCCUUGAACUUUCAGCCAACCAAAUCAAACAAGAAGAUCCUUAAGAAAAUGAGCAAAUUCCUGUCUAAAGGUGAAUUACCAGCAGGGCAGAGAGAUGGGGAGCCCAUGGACUCAAUAUUUGAAGAAGUGGGACCACGGCAGGUGGCCAAGGUUUGUGUCUCAGAAGUAGAGGGUCCUGCUGUGACAGAUAUUGAGAAAGAGACUGGGGAAGCCAUAUCAGAACACCCAGAGUCAACCAGAAAAGAUACAGCUUCUGUCCCAGGGAGACCACCUGUCACAACCCCCAAACCAGGGAUUGGAGCGGAUCCUACUAGACCACCAUGUCGCAAGGCCAAAGACUUGAGAAAGGCGCGUCGACUUCAGAAGGAGCAGAUGAGGCAGCAGGCGGCUAGUGGAGUCUCUGCUCCCAUCAUCCCCGCCCGGAACAACCAACCCAGACCUCUAGAAGAUUUCAUCAGUGACAUGCUGCCUGACAGCCCUCUUCAUAGCCUUGAGGUGAGGCUAGUGCGCUCCAACCCCCCUAGUCCACAGUUCAAAGCCUCUUUCGACGCCUCCUACCAGGUGUACAAACUCUACCAGAUGGCCAUUCACAAGGACCCUCCUGACAAGCCCUCCGAGAGCCAGUUCAGGAGAUUUCUCUGCGAUUCACCACUAGAGGCACAGUCUUCUCCUGAUGGUCCAGAUGUAGGCUACGGUUCCUUCCACCAGCAGUACUGGCUGGAUGGGCGCAUUGUGGCGGUGGGGGUGAUAGACAUCCUCCCUACCUGUGUGUCCUCUGUCUACCUGUACUACCAUCCAGACUUCGCCUCAUUGUCUCUGGGGUCAUACUCUGCACUCAGGGAGAUCGCCUUCACCAGGCAGCUGCAAAAACAGUCCGCCAAGCUGUCCCACUACUACCUGGGCUUCUACAUCCACUCCUGCCCCAAAAUGCGUUACAAGGGCCAGUACCAGCCUUCAGACCUCCUGUGCCCAGAGACGUAUGUCUGGGUGCCUACAGAGCAAUGCCUUCCCCACCUAGAGAAAGCGCGCUACGCACGGUUCAACCAGGACCCUGAUGCAGGUGAUGCGCGGAUGCUGAAGGAUGUGGGCAGAGCCCUGGUGCUUUACAGACGGACAGUCAUGCCGUACGCAGCCUAUAGCCGCAAACGCAAAGGCGCCAGCGACGAGACUGAGGUGACACAAUAUGCCAGCCUGGUGGGUCAGGUCUGUGCCGAGAGGAUCCUGCUCUAUCGCACGUAAACCUCCCGCGCAAGAGACACACCACUGGACUUUUUAUUUAAAAGUUCCAAUUCCCAGCAAAACGUCUGUUUGCCUGUAUCUCUGUCUCUAUGUGUGUUUGUCUGCCUGUUUCUCUGUCUCCAUGUCUGUCUGUCUCCUCUGUGCAAGUACUUCCUGCUGCUUCACCCUGUAGCUGCACUGAGCUUAGCUUCACACAUGCAAAUGAAUUGACACAUUAGCGUCUUAUUGCAUACUGUAUGUAUGCACACCCAUUCACUCAUAUUGCCUACUUGAUCAAUUAUAUUUUAGUCACGUUUGGUAGAAUUCACUUUUAUUCGUCAUUGAAUCCAGCAGCCUGUGUUCACUAUGUAGUUGUCAUUUAUUCUUUUGCUUUAAUAUUGACAAAGCUCAUGGUUACAGGGAACAGUCACUUGAAUGUUACUUUGAUGUCACGCUUUCAUCAAUUUUCCUCUUUUUCCAACCAUCCAAUUAAAUAGCAUGUUUCCAUUGAAGGUCAAGUGAGCUAAGGACAUAAAUAAUCUUUGCAUUAUCUGAUAAUAUAGCCACCAAAAUCCUAGCUCUCUCAUAAAAGCCACAAUGUAAUACCAAAAUAUAAUGUUUAUCACUGGAUUCCUGUUAUGCACAUUUUACUUUCUUUCUUUGUGCUGAUGUCAGUUGUAUUUAUGGCUUUUUCUUUACGUUUUGAUGCUGUUGAUUUUGGCCAAUCAAAUAAAGAGGUACUUUCU